AAGAGGCGCGCGGAGGCGGGCGCCGCGCACACUGCCUGUGGCGCGCUGAGGAGCCGCACACGUGUCUCUCAGGGUCCGGCCCCGAGUUCCCCUUGAUCCUGACGGCUUGGUGGUCCGGGCUGCCCCCUCGGCUCCUUUGGUGCUCGCCCACCCCUGCCUGCUGCUCGAGGAGCCGCACUGGAAGGAGGCCAAGAAAAACUACUACACGCAGAAGCUGCAUCUGCUCAAGGAGUUCCCGUGCCUGGGCCAGGAGGGCCUGGACAAGAUCCUGCAGGUAGUGUCUGAUGCCUCAGGGCAGGGGGUGGCCAUCACAGGGAACCAGACCUUCAACAACUGGAACUGGCCCAAUGCAAUGAUUUUUGCAGCCACGGUCAUCACCACCAUUGGUUAUGGCAAUGUGGCACCCAAGACCCCCGCCGGGCGCCUCUUCUGUGUCUUCUACGGUCUCUUCGGGGUGCCGCUCUGCCUAACGUGGAUCAGCGCCCUGGGCAAGUUCUUCGGGGGACGUGCCAAGAGGCUGGGCCAGUUCCUCACCAGGAGAGGCGUGAGCCUGCGGAAAGCACAGAUCACGUGCACGGCCAUCUUCAUCGUAUGGGGCGUCCUGGUCCACCUGGUCAUCCCGCCCUUCGUGUUCAUGGUGACCGAGGAGUGGGACUACAUCGAGGGCUUCUACUACUCCUUCAUCACCAUCUCCACCAUCGGCUUCGGUGACUUCGUGGCCGGUGUGAACCCCAGCGCCAACUACCACGCCCUCUACCGCUACUUUGUGGAGCUCUGGAUCUACCUGGGGCUGGCCUGGCUGUCCCUGUUUGUCAACUGGAAGGUGAGCAUGUUCGUGGAGGUCCACAAGGCCAUUAAGAAGCGGCGGCGGCGGCGGAAGGAGUCCUUCGACAGCUCCCCGCGCUCCAGACAGGCCCUACAAGUGGCCGGGAGCACCGCCUCCAAGGACGUCAACAUCUUCAGCUUCUUGUCCAAGAAGGAGGAGACUUACAAUGACCUCAUCAAGCAGAUCGGCAAGAAAGCCAUGAAGACAAGCACGGCUGGCGAGAGGGGCCCAGGCCCUGGGCCUCAGGCAGGUGGGCUGCCAGCCCUGCCCCCUUCCCUGGCGCCCCUGGUAGUCUACUCCAAGAACCGGGUGCCCAGCCUGGAGGAGGUGUCCCAGACCCUGCGCAGCAAAGGCCACGUGUCCAGGCCGCCGGGCGGCGAGCAGGACGGGGCACAGGCCCCUGAGGAUGGCUCCCCCAGCUCCGAGGUGUUCAUCAACCAGCUGGACCGCAUCAGCGAGGAGGGCGAGCCGUGGGACGCCCAGGACUACCACCCGCUCAUCUUCCAGAACGCCAACAUCAACUUUGUCCACGAGGACGCCGGCCUCUCGGACGAAGAGACCUCCAAGUCCUCACUGGAGGACAACCUGGCGGUGGAGGAGAGGCCGCCGGAGGGCGCCAGGGCCGAGGCACCGCUGACCACGGCCGAGGUCCCCUCGUCGGACGAGUCCACGUUCACCAGCACUGAGUCUGAGCUCUCUGUGCCUUACGAGCAGCUGCUGAAUGAGUACAACAAGGCCAGUGGCCCCAAGGGCACGUGAGGCGGGGCCGGCUCCCCACCCCACCCUCGAUGGCUCCUUUGGCCCUCGCCCUGGGGUGUCCCGUGACGGCUGGGACCCCCGGAACUCUGGCGGGGGACAGACCUGGCACUGGGAGUGGGGGGCCAGGGGCCUUCCUUACCUUCCAGCCCCUCCAGUUCGAUGCCACUGCUGGGAUGGGGCCUGCUCCCCAGCUGAGCGGUGCCCUGGCAGUGAGGAGGCGGCUGUCCCCAGCGUGGCAGGUACAUGAUGGUUAGGACUGACCCCAGGAGGCCCGGGCCUCUUCGCCUGGUUGAAUGUCACGUGGUAUUAAGGGGCGAUGUCUGUGUGUGCCUGGCACCGGGCUAGAUGUUUCAGAGAGAAAGAGAGAGGAGGAGGGCUCUGCCUUUGGGGAGGUACAGUUCUGCCCCCUGGGGCGUGGGCAUUCCAGGGCCGCAGUGGUGGGGCCUGUCCCCCAAGGCCGCCUGUCUGUGCGAUGGCUGCUGGGGGUGGGGGAGGAGUGAGGAUGAUGACGGGCGGGUGCUGAAACGGUCCUGCUUCGGUGGACCCAGGAGACUGCUCCUCCUUGCUAAUUUCCUCAGACCUAGCCCAGAGCCCUGUUUCCUGCCUCGGCCUCCCUGUGGCCUGGUGAUGGCCUCUGUCCACCUCCACCCCAACCCUGGGAGCGCUGGGAGGAACGGAACGGAGGGCGUAGGGCCUGGGCCCCUGGGAGAUGGGUGCCCUGGGCUGGCAGCCAGGGAGCUCCAGGGAGGCUUGGCUCUAGCCAGUUCUCCCUGCCCAGCCCCGCCCUGGCCCAGGGUCUCCCCAUUCAAGUCCUCACCAUGCCCCUCCCUGUCCCACCUGCCGCCCCCCACCCCCCACUCAGCCAGAUCACUCUGGGCUCACACGUGGGGAGCGGCCAAAUAUGUGAAUCAAACUCCUAUCUCCAGCUCCUGCCUGUCACGCGCACACGUGUGUGUGGGGCCCAGCAGGAAAGGUGUUGGCGGGGAGCAGACGAUAAUGUGAAACUGUGCACGGACUCUGUUUCUGCUGAGAGGCGGGCGGGGCGCGCUGCUGCCCGGGUUCUUAGCGCUCCCUGAGGCCCCAGCCCAUUCUGAUCUGAAUGUUGUGAUUUUUUUUUUUUUUUCAAUGAACUGCUGUUUUUCUAUUCCUGGCACCUGUGGUUUCAGAACCGGUUACAGAGCAGAGUCCUGAGAACCGAGGUGUCCUGUACUUCCCGCCCCCGGCACUGGGCCCCAUGCAGGUGGGAGGGAGCACCUGUUGGCAGGUGAGCAGAGGAGCAAGGGGCAUCCAUGUGACCGGGAGCCAGGCCCCCAGCCCCGCCCUCAGCUCACCCUCUGCUGUGGGGGCAGAUGGGGCCAGAAACCAACCCCUCCCCCACCCAUGAAGGUGGUGGGCGUGUGUCCAUUCCCUACUGGGUGGCAGGGUGGGCGCCCAGCAGGGCCAGGCAGGAGCCGCCCUGUGUCUGAGUCGUUCCCACGAGCGCGUCUUGCUGCUGGCUGUCCCUGCAGCGCACGCUGUAUCCGCGGAUGGCAACCAUGUCAAAUGUAAUUUAUUUUAACAUUUUUACAAUAAAACAUGAGACAGAUAA
Molecule: messenger RNA, 3173 nt
Organism: Oryctolagus cuniculus (rabbit)
Lineage: Eukaryota; Metazoa; Chordata; Mammalia; Lagomorpha; Leporidae
Gene: KCNK5
Product: potassium two pore domain channel subfamily K member 5
Biological process (GO): stabilization of membrane potential; potassium ion transmembrane transport
Cellular component (GO): plasma membrane
Molecular function (GO): potassium ion leak channel activity; outward rectifier potassium channel activity
Source: RefSeq, a predicted model, not a curated record